Messenger RNA from Amphimedon queenslandica, 714 nucleotides. RefSeq lists its product as uncharacterized. The transcript has 3 exons. Bases 313 to 714 code for a protein of 133 amino acids. The record is from RefSeq and is a predicted model, not a curated record. Lineage: Eukaryota; Metazoa; Porifera; Demospongiae; Haplosclerida; Niphatidae.
CACUCAAGCAUUCAUAGAGCCACCAUUUUAGCCAAGAGCAUGGCACACAGGAUAUGACAUCAUCCUUUGAUCUUGUACAGCUUUAAUUGGAAACCGACUUCCUGUUUCUUAUCCAUAUAUGUGUGUAUGUAGUACUCUAUGCGGAAAUCACGAGAUUGGCGAAGACGUAAGAUAGAAUUAUCGAUUACAUUAUGGAUGAUAAGAUAAGAACUUUCCCACUUUGUGUCUUGACCACGUGGUAGCACGUGUCUCGUAUAGCAUCUAUUAUACGGAAUUAGGAAUGUGUUUUACGGUAGAUUACUGAGUUUGAUCAUGGAGGAACUUUAUUCUUCAGUAAUAGAGGGAGGGAGGAUACACAGCGUGGACUGGUCCAGUCUUAAUCUGUUAGCACUCAGUAUCUCUCUCACUAAGAAUGGAUACGUGGGAGAAGGAUUUGGAAGCUCAAAAACUCACCAAUUAUUAGUAGUUGAUGCUAACAGACCAUGGGAAUAUCACGUUGUGUAUGGUGACAAUAAGACAGUCAGUGUUAAUGUGAAAUGGUCUCUCUCGGGAAUGCUGUUGUUAUCAGUAGAACAAGACUCUGUUGCUAGAGUAUGGAGAAUGAAAGUAAGUGAGGGGAGGGACAAAAUAAGAAAUAAGGUCAACUUUACAAGUAAUUUCACACAUAUAAUCUAUUAUUGUCAAUGGUUAUGGGAAAUUUUGAAGCAACUUUAA